Poeciliopsis prolifica (blackstripe livebearer) is the source of this 990-nucleotide messenger RNA. RefSeq names its product Golgi SNAP receptor complex member 1-like. The coding region runs from base 56 to 802 and encodes 248 amino acids. Gene Ontology annotation, molecular function: SNAP receptor activity. Gene Ontology annotation, biological process: endoplasmic reticulum to Golgi vesicle-mediated transport; vesicle fusion. Lineage: Eukaryota; Metazoa; Chordata; Actinopteri; Cyprinodontiformes; Poeciliidae. The record is from RefSeq and is a predicted model, not a curated record. Gene Ontology annotation, cellular component: SNARE complex; Golgi membrane; Golgi medial cisterna. The transcript has 9 exons.
ACCGUGGGUCACGGAAGAAGUGCGACAGCUACUUCUCCCUUACGGCCGUGAUGACAUGUCAACAACAGUCAUGGCAACCAGCUGCAACUACUGGGAAGAUUUACGGAAGCAGGCCAGACAGCUGGAGAAUGAGCUGGACCUUAAGCUGGUCUCCUUCAGUAAACUCUGCACAAGUUACCGCGGCGGCCAUGACCAGCAGGAAAGAGACAGCAGGUCAGAGUCUUUCGGGCCGUUCCAAGACAACGUGCUGGUGGCCAUGACCUCCGAAGUGGAGCAGCUCUUGUCUAAACUUUCGGCGGUCAAUGACAAAAUGGCGGAAUACACGAACACACCUGGAGCUUUGUCUCAUAAUGCGGCUUUAAUGCACACCUUACAGAGACACAGAGACAUUUUACAGGACUACACACACGAGUUUCACAAAACCAAAAGCAACUUUGUGAGCCUUCGAGAGCGGGAGGACCUGCUGGGCUCUGUUCACAGAGACAUUGAAUUCUACAAAAGCAGCUCAGGAGUGAAUAACAGGAAGUCUGAACUUUUUCUAAAGGAACAUGAACAUCUGAGGAACUCAAAUAGUCUCAUCGACAAUGCAAUAAGCAUUGCCAUGGCUACAAAGGAGAACAUCACAUUUCAGCGUGGGAUGCUGAAGUCCAUUCAAACCAGGGUCACAACUUUGGCCAAUCGUUUCCCUGCUAUCAACAGCCUCAUCCAAAAAAUCAAUCUGCGCAAGAGGAGAGACUCUUUAAUCCUGGGUGGAGUGAUUGGUAUCUGCACCAUUCUCCUUCUGCUCUACACUUUCCACUAAACAUACAGCUCCUGUAACUCAGACCAAAUGUUGCCUAGAGAUUUAAUACUCUCUGUUGUAACUGAGAUGAAUAAUUGCUAACGGUUGUUUUCUUGUGAUGUUGACACUAUAAAUGCUUAGAGAUAUUUUCCUAGAAUCAUGUUCUGUUGAUGUAAGUUUUUCUUAAUUAAAAGGUGGUGAGCGUUCAA